Messenger RNA from Varanus komodoensis (Komodo dragon), 4270 nucleotides. It is a transcript of the gene SUPT16H, whose product is annotated as SPT16 homolog, facilitates chromatin remodeling subunit. The coding region runs from base 86 to 3244 and encodes 1052 amino acids. Gene Ontology annotation, biological process: transcription elongation by RNA polymerase II; positive regulation of transcription elongation by RNA polymerase II. The transcript is spliced from 26 exons. Lineage: Eukaryota; Metazoa; Chordata; Lepidosauria; Squamata; Varanidae. Gene Ontology annotation, cellular component: FACT complex. The record is from RefSeq and is a predicted model, not a curated record. Gene Ontology annotation, molecular function: nucleosome binding.
GGCGCUGAAGGCCUUCCACUUCCGAGGUCGCGGCUGCGCGGAGCGGAGGGACGAGGCGGGCGGAGCCUGCGGAGGAGCCGCUUCCAUGGCGCUGAGUCUGGACCGCGAGGCCUACUACCGCCGCGUCAAGCGCCUCUACAGCAACUGGCAGAAAGGGGAAGAUGAAUACGCUACCAUCGAUGCCAUUGUGGUCUCCGUUGGAGUUGAUGAGGAGACUGUCUAUGCAAAGUCCACUGCCCUGCAGACCUGGCUCUUCGGCUAUGAGCUCACAGACACCAUCAUGGUUUUCUGUGAGGACAAGAUCCUCUUCAUGGCCAGCAAAAAGAAAGUGGAGUUCUUGAAGCAAAUCGCAAACAGUAAAAGCAACGAGAGUGCCAACGGGGUGCCUGCUAUCACGCUGCUUGUGCGAGAGAAGAAUGAAAGCAACAAGGCAAACUUUGACAAGAUGAUUGAAGCUCUGAAGGCCAGCAAAAAUGGGAAGCGGAUUGGCGUGUUCAGCAAGGACAAGUUUCCUGGAGACUUCAUGAACAGCUGGAAUGAUGCUCUCAGCAAAGAAGGCUUUGAGAAGGUGGACAUCAGUGCUGUGGUGGCCUACACCAUUGCUGUGAAGGAGGACGGGGAGCUCGCCCUGAUGCGUAAAGCGGCAGCCAUCACAUCAGAGGUCUUCACUAAGUUCUUGAAAGAGCGGGUGAUGGAGAUCGUCGACGCUGAUGAGAAAGUGCGGCACAGCAAGCUGGCGGAAUCCGUAGAGAAGGCCAUUGAGGAAAAGAAAUAUCUCUCUGGAGCUGACCCCUCCACAGUGGAGAUGUGCUACCCUCCUAUAAUUCAGAGUGGAGGAAAUUACAACCUGAAGUUUAGUGUUGUCAGUGAGAAGAGCUACCUGCACUUUGGGACUGUCACCUGUGCCAUGGGCAUCCGCUACAAAUCCUACUGCUCCAACCUGGUGCGCACGCUCAUGGUGGACCCGCCCCAGGAAACGCAGGACAACUACGCCUUCCUGCUGCAGUUGCAGGAGGAGAUGCUAAAAGAGCUGCGGCACGGUGUGAAGCUGUGUGAGGUCUACACCAGCGUCAUGGAUAUGGUGAAGAAGCAGAAGCCAGAGCUCUUGAGCAAAAUCACCAAGAACUUGGGGUUUGCCAUGGGCAUCGAGUUCAGAGAGGGCUCGCUUGUGAUCAACAGCAAAAACCAGUAUCGCCUGAAAAAAGGGAUGGUUUUCAGUCUCAACGUGGGGCUGUCAGACCUGACCAACAAGGAGGGGAAGAAGCCAGAGGAGAAGACAUACGCCUUGUUCAUUGGGGACACCGUGCUGGUGGAAGAGGAUGGGCCAGCUACACUCUUGACCUCUGUCAAGAAGAAAGUGAAGAACGUCAGCAUCUUACUCAAGAAAGAGGAUGAGGAGGAAGAGGAGGAAGAAGAUGAUACAGAAGGGAUCCUGCUGGGGCGAGGCUCCCGAGCAGCCCUGCUGCCAGAAAGAACUCGGAAUGAACUGACAGCCGAGGAGAAGCGCAGGGCACACCAGAAGGAGCUGGCCACGCAGCUGAACGAAGAGGCGCGGAGGCGACUGACGGAGCAGAAGGGGGAGCAGCAAAUCCAGAAGGCCCGCAAGUCGAACAUCUCCUACAAGAACCCCUCCCUGAUGCCGAAGGAGCCUCACAUCCGAGAGAUGAAGAUCUACAUUGACAAGAAAUACGAGACGGUCAUCAUGCCGGUCUUUGGCAUCGCCACGCCCUUCCACAUCGCCACCAUCAAGAACAUCAGUAUGUCAGUAGAGGGCGACUACACCUACCUGAGGAUCAACUUCUACUGCCCAGGCAGUGCCCUGGGUCGCAACGAGGGAAACAUCUUCCCCAACCCGGAAGCCACGUUCGUGAAAGAAAUAACAUAUCGGGCAUCCAAUAUAAAAACUCCCGGGGAGCAGAUGGUGCCUGCACUCAACCUGCAGAACGCCUUCCGCAUCAUCAAGGAGGUGCAGAAGCGCUACAAAACCCGGGAGGCCGAGGAGAAGGAGAAGGAGGGGAUUGUCAAACAAGACUCUCUGGUGAUCAACCUGAACCGCAGCAACCCCAAGCUGAAGGACCUCUACAUCCGCCCCAACAUAGCCCAGAAGAGGAUGCAGGGCUCUCUGGAGGCUCACGUGAAUGGUUUCCGCUUCACUUCUGUGCGGGGGGACAAGGUGGACAUCCUGUACAACAACAUCAAGCACGCCGUCUUUCAGCCCUGCGACGGAGAAAUGAUCAUUGUGCUGCACUUUCACCUCAAGAAUGCCAUUAUGUUCGGCAAGAAGCGCCACACAGACGUGCAGUUUUACACAGAGGUGGGGGAGAUCACCACCGACCUGGGCAAGCACCAGCACAUGCACGACCGCGACGACCUCUAUGCUGAACAGAUGGAACGCGAGAUGAGGCACAAGCUGAAAACGGCCUUCAAGAACUUCAUUGAGAAGGUUGAGUCCCUGACGAAAGAGGAGCUGGAGUUUGAGGUGCCCUUCCGGGAGCUGGGGUUCAAUGGCGCCCCCUACAGAAGCACCUGCCUGCUCCAACCAACCAGCAGUGCCCUGGUGAACUGCACUGAGUGGCCCCCCUUUGUGGUGACGCUGGACGAGGUGGAGCUGAUUCAUUUUGAGCGUGUCCAGUUCCACCUGAAGAACUUCGACAUGGUCAUUGUCUACAAGGACUACAGCAAGAAGGUCACGAUGAUCAACGCCAUUCCGGUGGCCUCGCUCGACCCCAUCAAGGAGUGGCUCAACUCUUGUGACAUUAAGUACACAGAAGGGGUGCAAUCCCUCAACUGGACCAAAAUCAUGAAGACAAUCGUGGAUGACCCCGAAGGCUUCUUUGAGCAAGGAGGCUGGUCAUUCCUGGAGCCUGAGGGAGAGGGAAGUGACGUCGAAGCUGGGGAAUCGGAGUCUGAGAUAGAGGACGAGACGUUCAACCCUUCCGAGGACGAGUACGAAGACGAGGAAGAAGACAGUGACGAGGACUAUUCUUCCGAGGCAGAGGAGUCUGAUUACUCGAAGGAGUCCCUGGGCAGUGAGGAGGAGAGCGGGAAAGACUGGGAUGAGCUGGAGGAAGAAGCACGGAAAGCUGACCGUGAGAGCCGGUACGAGGAAGAGGAGGAGCAGAGCCGCAGCAUCAGCCGCAAAAGGAAGGGGUCCUCCCAGAGCUCCGGGCGGCACCGCAGCUCUGGGCACCACAGCCGGAGCCCCGGCCGAAGCUCGGGGCCCCCAAAGAAGAAGAGGAAGUAGAUGACGUACGCCAGCCCUUCCCAUCAGCCAAUCCUUAGAGGGUGGGGGCUUUUGAGGCCUCCUCCCUCAGCCAAUGUUUAGGGCAUGGGGGGCGGCUGGCCCCCUCCCCACAAACUUUUUCAUCUUUCUCACCCAGACACACACGCCCCUUUUCUGUUUCUCUGGGGAGUCUCCUGCUCUUGUCCCCCGAGUCUUUUCAGAGCGUUUGUACGGACCAAUCAGCUGUGAGAGAAUUCCAGGCCGCGUUCUUGUGUUAACCAUGGACUCCAAGCCCUGCGGAGGAGGAGGAGGCGGCGUGUUGCAGGGCGGGGGCAGGUGGGGGUGAGGCUCAGGAAUCUGGUGUUAGUGAUACGCUUACCUGCCGCUCCCUCGUCCCCUUCUCCAUGGCCUCACUCCUGCCCCCCAACCACCCACCCUCCCUCCCUCCCCCUGGGGGCAUAGUGACUCGGAACUCCUUCCCCGCUGUGAAUUCCCCCCCCCCCCACUCCCGGCGUCUCUGUCCUCUGAUGGAUUUGGGGAACAGGCCAGUUGGCCUGAGGGUGCCUCCAAAGUCAAAGCAUGGCCUUGAGCGAAGCAGGCUGCUAUGUUAGCAUUUUGGUGCUGUGGGGGAGGAGCUCUCCCUCCGAAGCAAAGACCUGGUUGGUGUAAGAUGCUCCACGGGUGGGCGCGGAUGGGGCAAAAGUUUCCAUACAGGUGAGGUCAGGGCUGGAAGCUGAGGAUGCGACUGAUUAAAAUGUUCUUGCUUUUUCUUUCCUUUUUUAAAAUAGUAGAGCUCUGUCUGUAUUUAUCUUUGUUUUCUCGGUUGCCGAAGGCUCCAGUGAGCAAGUGUUUUGGGCCUGGGAGGGGGGGUUACAUGCAUUGCUUGCCCUCUACCUUCCUUGUUUCCUGUAGGUAGGGGUCAAUGAUCCAGGCACGGGGCGGAGGGAGAGGCUUUCUCAAACUCCUUUUCCCCCUCGUAGCAGUUAGCACUCUUGGUAUUUUUGACUUUGGAAAAAAAACUGAUCAAUAAAAAUGUUUUUUUAAGUA